Gekko japonicus is the source of this 1558-nucleotide messenger RNA. RefSeq names its product opioid growth factor receptor-like protein 1. The transcript has 4 exons. The annotation marks the transcript as partial. Gene Ontology annotation, molecular function: opioid growth factor receptor activity. Gene Ontology annotation, cellular component: membrane. The record is from RefSeq and is a predicted model, not a curated record. NCBI's taxonomy places the organism in Eukaryota, Metazoa, Chordata, Lepidosauria, Squamata, Gekkonidae.
CUGAGGGCUGGGGACUGACUGAGGAGGAGCAGAGCUUGGGCUUGCUGUCGCUUCUGCCAUCUGCGCCUGCCUCCGCCUCGUCGUCUUCUGCCUUCCCGGCCUCCUAUCGCCACUAUGCCCCGGCAGGAGGAGCGGCGGCAGCAGCAGCAGCAGCGGCAGAGGCGGUGUUCCUAGCCCGCCUGCGGACCACCUUCCUCCCCCCUUUCCCCCUGCGCGCUUCCCUUUCCAUCCUCCCGGCGGGGGAGGCUCCUGCGGUGCUUUUUCAAUGGGCAGUCUGCUGAGCGGGGUCAGCUUCAAGGAGCCCACCACGGUGGAGGACUGCGAUUCUACGUGGGAGACGGACUCUGAGCCGGAGCUCCAAGAGCCGCGGGGAGGAGGAGGAGAAGGGCAGCCGCUCGAGGGGCUGGGGGGCACUGGCAGAACCGAGAACCUCGCGGAGGAGGAGGAGGAGGAGGAACCCCAGCAGCAGCAACAAGGGGAACCGCUCCCUGCGGCAAGCGCCCGGCCGGAAGAUACGGAGCAGCGGGAGGAGGUGGAGGAGGCGGUGGAAGAAGAUCUGGAAGGGGAAGACGGCGGCGGCGGCGAAGUCUGCGAGGAAGGAGGAGGGCGCGAAGAAGGAGAAGCUGUCAGCACCGGCCAGGGGGAUGAUGCAAUUGAAGUGACAGCUAAACCAAAGAGAAGCUUUUAUGCUGCAAGAGAUUUGUACAAAUAUCGGCACCAAUAUCCACAGAACUUUAAAGAUCUACGAUAUCAGAAUGACUUGUGCAACCUCCGCUUUUACAAGAAUAAAAUCCCCUUUAAACCUGACGGUAAAUCUCAACAUAACUACUUGAGAAUCACCCGUAUUCUCAAAAGUCUUGGUGAACUUGGAUAUGAGAGUUUCAAACCUCCCCUUGUAAAAUUUAUUCUCCAUGAAGCUCUUGUGGAAGAUACCAUCCCCAACAUUAAGCAAAGUGCUUUGGAAUAUUUUGUAUAUACCAUCAGAGACCGAAGAGAAAGAAGGAAACUUCUACGAUUUGCCCAGCAACACUAUACACCCUCCGAUCAUUUCAUUUGGGGUCCACCAAGGAAACAGAAGUGUGAAGGAAGCAAACCGAGUAAGAAGCUGGCAUCUCCAGUUUCUCAUCGUAACAGCUGUACUUCUAAACAUAAGAAAAGAGACUCCAAGAAUGCAUCUACAGUUUCUAACUCGAGUGGGAAACCAACUGAUGAGAAAAGGGCAGGACCUAUUAAAACCGAGGAGGAUCACAUUAGGAAACGCAGCAGCUCUGAGACUGCUAAGCAGAGCAGUGGUGAAAAGAAUAGUGACCUUGAAUGUCAGAACUGCAAACUGGAAGGAACAGCCAGUCCUUCAGACCAAAAGGAAAAUAUUUCCAAUUUCAAAAAACAUAAAGGUAGAAAUGAUGAAAAUCUGAACCAAGACUGUAGAAAUCCUGAAGUUGUAGAAAAAGAUUCUUGCGAUACUCAUUGUGGUCCAACUGAUACGUCAACUGAUCUGCAAGACAGUGUAAGUAAGGAUAAAGAUCCAGUGGGAUCAAACUCAAAAAGCAAAGAGGAG